UAUCAUCGCAUGCAGGAUAUGACUAUUUAAAGAACUGCCAUGCAGCCGCGUAGAUAACUCUUAUGUGUACGGUUUCCUGGCUGGCCGCGCAGCAAAACGUACCAAAACAUCAUUUCCCAAUCCGUCUUCAUUUCGGUAGCACUGUCAAUUAUGGUAUCGCAGGACGUUGCUUUUAAUACUAGACACUGGAUAUAUUUUAAUAGUUUAUCGCCAUGGAUGAAUUAAGUGGAAAUACCGAUAUAUCAACGAGGAGUAAACGAUUACCAAAGGAAUUGGCAGAUGAGGUCGAGACUCCAGGCAACAUCUUCGUGCUGUCUAAGGAGGAGAGGACAGCGAGGCUCUUCCAUCUCCGGUACAGCGCUAGAGAAGAUGCUUACUACCGAUAUGCCCAGAGAGAACCCGCCUUGAAGGGGUGGAAAGAAGGAGCUUUUAAUGUCGUCAAUAUGCAACGCUACCACGCCAUCAAGGGGCCUCAAAUAGGAGAAUGGACCUAUUUAACUCGGAAACCCAGACACUCUAGUGGGUCUAUCAGUUGGUUCCUGGAUCUAACCCAAUCUGGUCUAGUCGUAGACCAGGUCUAUGCACUCACCUAUAGUCGGACACUCUCCGGUGGAAACGUAACCUUUGACAUGAGGCGCGCAGAUUGUCCGCCGAGCAAGGGGCACAAGACAGAAAGUAGUAUCAACGGUCUGAUCUUUGCGGCCUACCUAGAUGGAGGGUUACGCAAACACGAGAGGGCGCAAACUCAACUCUUCUUCCAAGAUUGCCUAGAGGAUCCUGAAGGCUUCCCAUUUGAUCUCCUUAUCACACUGAAGCCAUCAGAUUCUAAAGAAGGCAUAACAAAUAAACCAAGAACGAAACCCGGACCUCUACAGCCAUUAUCUUUUCCUCCAAGACCUCAUGACGUGCCUACCAAACCAGCAAGGUGCACGUGCGCCCGCAAUCACAGAAGACGUCGAAUCAGCGCUUCCAUCGCAGACUUCAGGGACAAACCUACGUGCUACGAACAGGACGAAAGGGGUAUCAUAUCUUCAGAAAAGCUAGAAAGAGGUCGAACUGGGAUACGACCGAAUGGUGUGGAUACUUGCUCUGUGACCAAAGACAUUAACGCCAAUAGAUCCAUGUUACUUACUGAACCGAACAGGACAAUGCGAAGUCUUGAAGCAACAUUGGCAAACCCACAUAAGAGAAAUGAACGAUUGGGGUCUGACCGAGGCAAUGGAAGUAUUAACCUAGCAAGGACAGAACAGAAUGUAGAGACAUCAAAAUGUCCAGAACAUGGGACAUCUAGAAGAUUCUCUGUGGCAUCAACAGCUUGGGAACAUAGACUCGAUAGAGGCAUCGACAAUGAGAACCUGGUCGAGAGUAGACGAAAAUCAAGAUGUGUGAUCUUAUGACGGACAGAACGAUACAGAGACAGGAGUAAUACAGUCAAACCUGCUUUAGUGACCACCUGUUCAUAGAGAUCACCUGUCUACAAAGAUCACUUUUCUUGGCUCCAUUGCUGGUCUUUACAGACAGGUUUCACUGUACCUGUGGGAUACACCAAUGGACUCAUUUUCGUUCAAAGACCACAUGCAGCCACCAAUCAUCUAUCCCAAUCCGAGAGAGCAAUACAGCCUGAACAAUUACUCAUAGAAUUCAUCGUUUGACUCUCACAGUUAUGAAUAAUAUUUUGCGGUGAAGAAGUUCAGGGAACAUCAUUCACCAUAGAGAAUCUGGGAACUGGCACGAUGAUCAUAAGUUUGCACUUGAUAUUACAAGUCAUUGAUCUACAUUUGCCACACUCAACCCAAGU
Molecule: messenger RNA, 1798 nt
Organism: Strongylocentrotus purpuratus (purple sea urchin)
Lineage: Eukaryota; Metazoa; Echinodermata; Echinoidea; Camarodonta; Strongylocentrotidae
Exons: 7
Coding region: 213-1397 (394 amino acids)
Biological process (GO): glycoprotein catabolic process
Cellular component (GO): cytoplasm
Source: RefSeq, a predicted model, not a curated record